This is a messenger RNA of Thamnophis elegans (Western terrestrial garter snake), 632 nucleotides long. It is a transcript of the gene KRTCAP2, whose product is annotated as keratinocyte associated protein 2. The transcript has 5 exons. The coding region runs from base 22 to 543 and encodes 173 amino acids. Lineage: Eukaryota; Metazoa; Chordata; Lepidosauria; Squamata; Natricidae. The record is from RefSeq and is a predicted model, not a curated record.
AGAGGCUCUUCUCGGCGGCGCAUGCGCGAGGCAGACAGACGCUCUGGUUCAAACCGAGGAGGGAUCGUUGGCUCGGCGGACGGAGCGGGGGGCGUCGCGCGGGGCACUAUGGCGGUCAGCACGGGAAUAUCGCUGGUCCUUUCCUCCCUGUUAUCCCUGCUGCUCUUCACCGGGAUGCAGAUGUACAGCCGCCAAUUGGCGUCCAGCGAAUGGCUGACCAUCCAAGGGGGUCUUUUGGGGUCUGCCCUCUUCAUUUUUUCCCUCACCACCCCCCCCACGCAACAAACAAAGGCCUUCAACAAUUUGGAAAGCCUGAUUUUCGGCAAAGGGUUCCAAGCAAAGGUGUUUCCUGAAAUUAUUUCCUGCCUUCUCCUGGCCCUGUUUGCAUCAGGACUGAUUCAUCGUGUGUGUGUCACCACUUGCUUAAUCUUCUCCCUGGUGGCUCUCUACUACAUCCAGAAGAUCUCUUCCACCUUCUACCAAAUGGCCACCCCAGUCUCCGUCCCCGUGAAGACGGUCAGCAAAAGCCGGAAGAGGAAUUGACGGCGGGACGUUGGCCUUCUCGCCAUUCCGGUUUCCCUCGGUGAAAUUCAAUAAAACCUCUUUUUUUUUUAAUAGACCAAAAACAGCAA